CUCACUGCCAGACUAACAUCCGGUGACGUCAUCGAUAUGUUAUUAGCAGCAAAGCUAAGAAGCGAAAGGCACCGCCAACUUCGGAUGAAUUCGUGAAUUUAAAUAGGAUUUUGAGACAGUAACAGGCGUCCUUAGUGAGUACGUUGCACUCAAUUAUAAGGUCUAGGAGCCGCAGGAUUACCGCUUUGGGAGAAGAGUAAUUCACGAAUGUGUGGAUUUAAAAAUGCAUUUGUGUCCUGUUUGUGCGAAAUCGUUCCCAUCCCCAUAUAAACUUAGGAGGCAUUAUGUCAUCCACACUGGCCAGAAGCCCUUCAUCUGUACAACCUGUGGAAAAUGUUUCACACAGUCUGAUCAUUUAAAAACCCACUUGCAGAACGUCCACCACCCGAGGCUUCCAACAGACUGUUUACAGGAUGCCAUUGCAGCUCAUAACCAACAAGCAAAUGGUAAUAGCCCAGCUGCAAGGAUCAACAUAGACAGCAUGUGUAGGAACAAUGUAAGGCCUUCAACUGUCUCAUCUUCUGUGGCCUCGCAGCCGGAGUGGAAAAGGGAAAGCGUGGCCCCCAAAACUGGAAAUCCACUGAAAAAAAUUCCACGUGUAAAUGACACCACGGUGACUUGGAGCUGUAUCUCAAAUGUUAUGGAUCCAAUGACUACGGAGCAAGUUGAUUCUGCAAGUGAAGACACGUCUGUGUACCUCGGCCAAAACGGAUGCACCAGCAAGGUCCGCUCCAAGUCGUAUAUUUCAUCUCCUCGUCCAACAAAAGAAUUAGAGUGGAGCGGAAAGUCAGGCCCGACUUUUUCCAAACAAGCCCAUUCCAAAGAGCACCUGCAGGAAAAAGAAUUGAGUUCCAGCGGAGGCAAAAUGACUUUAAAACACCGGUGUACCAUCUGUCUCAAAACCUUCUGCUCGCCAUCCAAAUUACAACGGCACUCCCUUAUUCACACGGGGCAGAAACCCCACUCGUGUACGGUCUGCCGGAAAGCCUUCAGGCAGAAGGUACACUUAAAAUCCCACCUCAGUUCGGAAAAUAGAUGCUCACUUUCUGUCGCUGCUGAAAGGAAGAAGCACAUUUUUUUUAGUAGCAGACAAACCUCAGGUCUGCUGCUUCAGCCAUCAAUUCAGCAACGUCCCUCCGGCCAUCAAACUCCUGCAAGUUCCUCAGUGGAGCUGGAACUACAGUGUAAAAUAAGUGUAAAUGCUGUGCAGGACGUGGACGAGGCUGAAGCCAAGUCGGAAGCAGCCGUAAAGCCAGAGCAGUCAGUCAAUGAUGGCGGUCAGUGUCGGAGUAUGUUUGACGGGUCAGAUGAACAAGAGCAGGAAUACAUUCCACAGGAAUCCUUGAAACCAUUUCAGUGCAUGAUUUGCAACAGCUCCUUGCGGUUGGAUGGUGACUUAAUAUGUCAUCAUAAAAUAAAUAGGAACCAAGACGAAUUGGGAACUCUCACCACAGCGCAAAAUCGCAGCAACGUGGAAAUGCCUGAUUCUGAAGCAAUCCGACACUCGCCUCAACCCGAUCUUGCGGAUCCCCUCGAUUUGAACGUCAUUGUAAAACCAGAGUCAUGGAGCGUCGAUUGCACUGAUCACAAAGACUCUCUUCCUCCGGAUUGCGAGGUAAUCCCGUCAGCGCAACAGCCGGGGAAACCUCGCAACGACGCCAGCGAGCGGCACAAAAUCCACCGGUGUCAGAUGUGUUUAAAACGUUUCCCAUCGACGUCAAAGCUGCAAAGGCACAUGUUGACUCACACCGGACAGAGGCCCUUCGGCUGUGAGGUGUGUGGCAAGAGAUUCCGGCAGAAAACGCACUUGAGGGUCCAUUUUCGCACGCACCUGUGGUCCAGAUACCACAAGCAACGCUCGUUGUAUAUUAACCGGCCACCUUCCCGCGUAGGUGGCUUAAACAGGACCGCAGCAGACGUGCCGGUCCUGGAAAUGUUGCUUCAUGAGAAUUUAGAGACCCACAGUGGCCACGAUGUAGUCUCCCUGAAACCUCCGACUCCGUCCGUGGGGGGUUUCCAGCGUGACAACGCGAAAUGGCAUAAGUUGUCGCCGCGUGUCUCAAAGAACAGCGAGGUCGUGCGUAAGGUUUCCACGGUGCGUGUGGAAAGGACACCGAUGGCUGGUCCAAUGCCAAAUCCGGGCAACGUGCAACACAAGUGCCUCCAGUGUUUAAAGUGUUUUCCGAGCGCUUCUAAAUUAGAAAGGCACGAGAUGGUGCACACGGGCUUGAGGCCGUUCCACUGUGUUUUCUGUGGGAAAGCAUUCAGGCAAGCCGCGCACCUCAAAACCCACCAAAAAACUCACUGUGAGAGGAAACCAUCCAAGCCGGUCAAUCAACAGGAGAACAUUAGAAAACUGAAAAGAAAUAGUCAACGGCAGCCACGGAUCAGUGCUCGGAUCCCCGGACAGAAUAUACCUCUGAACAGAGACGGUCCACUCUCCUAUUGUGAUGGCACGGAAGGUGCUGAAGGCAGCGCAUCGCUGUGCACCAGGCGCACGCUGCCUGUCACUAAAGUGAGCAGUCCGCUUAAGACAAACUCUAAAAGGAAAGUUCACUCGUGCCGAAUAUGCUUUAGGAGCUUUGCGUUUCCCUACAAGCUGUCCAGGCACUUGGCCACUCACUCUGGGACGCGGCCGUACAAAUGCACGUUGUGCAGCAACACUUUCACACAGCUCGGACAUCUGAAGGUUCAUGAGCAAAGAUGCGGACAGGGUGACAGGGUCUCACAUUGCAUUGAAGGAGAGGUGGUGACUACCAACCAUCUCCAGGACGAAUGCCUCGAUGACCUCACUGAUUGCGCAGAUUUUAAUGCGGACGCAACAAGUGUUGGUCCCUCAUUUGCUGAUAUAGGUUCAACGUAUUUCUCAGAGGCAGAACACACUGAGUGGUUGGCAGUUCCAGAAGGCUUACAAAAGGAGAAGAAUGAAUUGGAGAAAAAGAUGAGGGACGACUGUGGUCAGGCUACAUGCAGCUAUGAUCAGGAUGAGGACCAUUAUAAUUAUUCAUUUCCCUCUGAACUCUCUGUUGAAAUAGACAAGCUGGUCCAGAAUCAUAACAGGGCAGCUCCACUUUUCUCGCAGUAUAAGAGCAAUGCGUAUAAUGUCAAAGUAACAUGUCCGCCCAAAGGGAUUAUGGCUGUUUCAGAUGGCAACAAGCUGCUUAAGGAUCAAUGUGUUACUUCUUCGGUUGAGAAUCAAAUGCAGCCAGAGAAUUCUUGGUGUGAACCUCUGAAUGGGUUUGAAAAUGACACGCGCUCUGCAAGUCACGAGAGUGAAGACGAUCUUGAGCAGUAUUUAACUAACGUUCAUCGUAAAACAAAAGAGUCAGUUAGGGAGAAUCGCUGUGACAUCUGCUUCAAACUGUUUGUGUCUCCGUCUAAACUUCGAAGGCAUUUUCUCAUCCACACGGGUUUGAGGCCGUUUCGGUGUGACAUUUGUGGCAAAACAUUCACACAGUCAGCACAUGUCAGAACACAUCAACUGACCCAUUGAUAUCGAUCAGACUUGACGUGUAAAGUGUGUAUUUUACUACUACACACCGACAAAUGACUAUAAUGAUAGUCAUUUGUCAGUAACAUGGUGUUUGAGUUGACUGCAUAUAUGUAAAAUAUGUAGUGGAUGUCUAAAAAUACAGACUUUAUAUAUUUUUGUAUUUCAAUUAAACUUGUUUCAUAUUGUA
Molecule: messenger RNA, 3680 nt
Organism: Gasterosteus aculeatus aculeatus (three-spined stickleback)
Lineage: Eukaryota; Metazoa; Chordata; Actinopteri; Perciformes; Gasterosteidae
Source: RefSeq, a predicted model, not a curated record